AGGCUGAGGCAGGUAGAUCACCUGAGAUUGCUCCUGGGAACCAUGCCGAAAGUAGUGUCUCGGUCAGUAGUCUGCUCUGACACUCGGGACCGGGAGGAAUAUGACGACGGCGAGAAGCCCCUCCAUGUUUACUACUGUUUGUGCGGCCAGAUGGUCCUAGUACUGGACUGCCAGUUAGAGAAAUUGCCCAUGAGGCCCCGGGACCGGUCCCGUGUGAUUGAUGCUGCCAAACAUGCCCAUAAGUUUUGUAACACAGAAGACGAGGAGACUAUGUAUCUGCGGAGACCUGAAGGCAUUGAACGACAGUACAGGAAGAAAUGUGCAAAGUGUGGACUGCCGCUCUUCUACCAAUCCCAGCCGAAGAAUGCUCCCGUUACCUUCAUUGUGGAUGGAGCGGUAGUCAAGUUUGGCCAGGGCUUUGGGAAGACGAACAUAUAUACUCAGAAACAAGAGCCUCCUAAGAAGGUGAUGAUGACCAAACGGACCAAAGACAUGGGCAAGUUCAGUUCUGUCACUGUGUCUACCAUUGAUGAAGAGGAAGAGGAGAUUGAGGCCAGGGAAGUUGCUGACUCAUAUGCACAGAAUGCCAAAGUGAUUGAAAAACAGCUGGAGCGCAAAGGCAUGAGCAAGAGGCGACUGCAAGAGCUGGCCGAACUGGAAGCCAAGAAAGCGAAAAUGAAGGGGACCUUGAUUGACAACCAGUUCAAAUAACCAGGCCUUUUUCUGAGCCCUAGACUGGAGGCAAGCAUUUAGAUCAGGAGGCAAAGUAAUUUCUUGAUUAUAUAGAUGGACUCUUAUUUGUGUCCUAGCAGAAGGCUUUACGUUGUUUCCCAUUGGUUCUCCUACAUUCAGUGAGGUCUUUAACUGAGUCCAUUUGACUUUCUUUCUUUUUUUUUGAGACAGAGUCUUGCUCUGUCGCCCAGGCUGGAGUGCAGCGGCACGAUUUCGGCUUACUGCAACCUCCGCCUCCUGGGUUCAAGCGAUUCUCCUGCCUUAGCUUCCCGAGUAGCUGGGAUUACAGGCGUGUGCUACCACACCUGGCUAAUUUUUGUAUUUUUAAUAGAGACAGGUAGAGACGGGUUUCACCAUGUUGGCCAGACUGGUCUCGAACUCCUGACCUCAAAUGAUCCACCCACCUUAGCCUCCCAAAGUGCUGGGAUUACAGGCGUGAGCCACCAUGCCCAGCCUUGACCUGCUUUCUAGGAGAUGGAGUUUUCUGAAUUUUUCUGUAUUUAGGUUUUCUGUACUAUUUUUUGUCCAUUUGAUGCAAACUUCUUAAGCUGUGUAGAAACUUUAUGAAUAAAUCAGUGCUUUAGUGUCUCCAGAC
Molecule: messenger RNA, 1327 nt
Organism: Mandrillus leucophaeus (drill)
Lineage: Eukaryota; Metazoa; Chordata; Mammalia; Primates; Cercopithecidae
Gene: STEEP1
Product: chromosome unknown open reading frame, human CXorf56
Exons: 9
Coding region: 43-711 (222 amino acids)
Source: RefSeq, a predicted model, not a curated record